UCCUGGCCAUUGGAAUGGGCUUGGGAUCUGGAAUCCCGCCAGGCUGGUUGGCAGGUUUGUGUCGGCUCGUGUCAGCCUAUGCAUCCAAAUACGGUCCAGGAUACACCUAUGGGCGUACAUGUUUGGCCCAUCGGCCUGCUUCUGCCCCUCUCCUUAUCCUCGCCGUGGGGUUGCGCCGGCCACCUCUCGUCUGCUCAUGGCGCCGCCACACCCAACCUCCGCUCCAACGCUGCGCCUGUGAGGCGACGGCUGGAGCGCUUGUCCUCUUCCACUACGGCGGCCAAAGUGCCAAACCACCCGGAUCCGGUGUCAUCUUCCACUCCGGCGGCCAGAUCAGUUCGAGUUUGGGCAACACGAGAUCUUCCGAGGACGCGGUCCUCGUCCACGGAUCUGGCCGUGAGAAAUCAUUUUCUUCAUUGUUUCCGUCGAUGCUGUUAUUGAUAGCUAGCUUGGUUAUGUACAAGUUGUGCUGCUGCAGCUCAUGCCCCUGGCAACCAAGGAUCUUGCUGCGUGAAGAGCUUUUCCCUGUUCGUGUUGUUGCAGCACUUGUGUACAAGUGCUACUUCAUGUAGCCUCAAAUCGUGUAACUCUAUUUUUAUCAGGAUGUGAUGCCGAUGUGAACCAUGUACACCUAUCUAUCUUCUGAUUGCAUUAGAGGAGAUAAGUUGAUUGUCUAAUGUAAGGUGUGCCGCAUGUUUGGUCCUAACGAGUUUUAAAAGAAAUGUUUACAUUGUAAACAGUUUCAUUAUGCUCAAAA
This is a messenger RNA of Triticum aestivum (bread wheat), 757 nucleotides long. RefSeq lists its product as uncharacterized. Lineage: Eukaryota; Viridiplantae; Streptophyta; Magnoliopsida; Poales; Poaceae. The record is from RefSeq and is a predicted model, not a curated record. Bases 15 to 572 code for a protein of 185 amino acids. The transcript is spliced from 2 exons.